Aphanomyces invadans is the source of this 708-nucleotide messenger RNA. RefSeq lists its product as hypothetical. Bases 13 to 684 code for a protein of 223 amino acids. Gene Ontology annotation, molecular function: ribosome binding; translation initiation factor activity. Gene Ontology annotation, cellular component: cytoplasm; eukaryotic translation initiation factor 3 complex. The transcript is spliced from 3 exons. The record is from RefSeq and is a predicted model, not a curated record. Gene Ontology annotation, biological process: regulation of translational initiation. Lineage: Eukaryota; Oomycota; Saprolegniomycetes; Saprolegniales; Verrucalvaceae.
CAUAAUUCCAAGAUGACGCGGGCGGUCAACUUCGAGAGCACGCACAGCGCCAAGGCGGCGGCAGUCAAGAAGCAAGUGGAUGCGGAUCCCUUGGACGAAAGCCUGAUCAGUCUGUUGGAAGCUUAUUUAGAUGAACAAAUUGCCACGGGUACUGUCGAUGAAGAAGCCAACAUGAUGUUGCUCAAGUUGUACACGAUCUAUUCUACCCCUGUGGACCAUCAACUUCCUCGUGCGAUUCAAAUCUUGGUCAAGGGCCUGAUGACCUUGCCUUCCAACUUCUUCUUGGGCGCGAGCUACCUGGUCUCGGAAUCGUUGCGCAAGAACAAGGACGUCACGGAACUUCUGCAAGCCGGCUCGUUGCUCCAAACGUGCCUCUUCCCUGCGUUCUGGCAAUUGCCGCUUGUGUCCGCGAAGAAAGUGCCUGGGUUUGACGCGGCUGUCCGAGAAUACAUCGUGUCUGCAAUCUCUCGAAGUCACGACGUCGUUGCCGCCGCCUUUGUCGCGCAACAGCUGCAUCUUGAUAGCAAGGAAGUCGAAGCGUUGGUCACAGCGCACGGAUGGACUAUCCAAGGCACGUCGUUUGUCGUGCCGGCCAACGCAGACAACCAGAUGCGUCCCAAGAAGUUCAAAGAAGACAUUGCCUUCACUGACUUGUUGGACACGAUCAAUGUGCUGUCCCGCUAACUAGACUAAUCCUUCCUUCAUCCA